CAGUCACAGUUCGCUUUGCUCCAAGAGAACUUUGUUUUGUCUUAUAAAUAUUAAAAUAUAUAAAUAUUAGUCGCAGAAUAUAAAAUAUAAUACAUACAAGACUUUAUUAUAGAUGUGCGGUAAUAUUACUGUUAAUUAAAACACUUAAAUGGCCGGCGUCAGAAAAGCGGCUAAAGAGAGCAGAGCUGCUGAGGGAUCAUCAUGUGAUAAGAAGCGAGGUAAGGCAUCAGAUGAGUCUCCGUGUGCUGUGAAUGAGAAGCAGUGUAUGAGUUCCACUGUGUAUGAUGACGACCCAAAUCUGGCACUCAGACCCAAACACCUACAAAAGCUGCGAGCUCCUCGACCCCCGAAAGACUCUCAAAAGCCCAGAGAGACGAGCCGUGUGCCGGUCCGUAAGACCCGCCCAAAGAACGCUGAACUGCAGCCGCUGGAUUAUACUGGUCCAGGAGGGCCACGCUUUGAUUCUCAGGGCAUGGUCCUGCCGCACAGCAUCCUGGGAAGUCUGGAGGACUUUAGGAAGGAGAUGGAGGCUAGAGGAGAGGUGGAGCUCGUGAAGAGAAUUCCUGAUGUGCAGAAACCACAACAACCUUUAGGGUUUAGGGGACAGAAACCUGAAGAGAAGCCCAAAUCUCGUCUACUCUAUGAGCAGGACCAGCAAGGACAUGCCCUUAACCACUGGUGUUAUCGCAUGGCAGAGAGACGUCGGCAGCUGAACUUCAUCUCCAAUUUGUUGCAGAAGCCGGUUGAGGAUGUUCUGAUGAACCAGGCGAACAGAUUCCGAGAAACUCAGGAGCAGAGAGAACUGAUCAGCCGAGCACUUCCCGCAGUACACUACGGACAUGGUGUCCAUGUGGGCAGUGAGUUCUGGAGUGUUCCACAGCGAUUUGGGGAUGAGCUGAGUGGAAUCAUGGCCACACUGACCCAGAAGGAGAAAGGACAUGUGGAGCCCAUCACACACAUCUCACAGCCCCAUAUUACACGCCUGGAGUCUGGUAAUGUCCUGUCUGAGCGCUCAGCCAGUAGAGUGUGGAGUCACAGUCAGUACCUGAAGUAUCGCCAAAAUGAGCUCAGAAAUGUACUGAGUGACCUCGAAAUGAAUCAGCCUGAGAUGGAUGGGUUGGAGAUUGUGGGCACUAGUCAGCCUUUCGCCUCUGAGUCAGUGGAGUGCUGUAAAAAGCAUGAGCAGGAUGAAGAGGACAGGAGUGAGGGAGAGCACAAAGAGAAUGAGGACCCACUGGCAUUUUUUGAUGAUGUCGUGCAAGAUGUGGAGCUGGUUCCUGCUCUGAGGAUCAGUGGUGAAUUGGCUCGCUGGAGUGGAAGCGCCGCCUCUCAUCAGGGAGAGGUUGGUGUCUCUGUCUGCCUGGUAUUCGAAGCUGUUGUGGGUGAGAGCACAUGUUGUCAUCUGGAACUGAAGAAUGAGGGGAGCACAGCCAUCUAUUACAGCUGGCAGAAACUGGAGCUGCCACACUGCUUUCCUGAGGCAAAAACAUGCAAGAACACUCAACAAUUCUACUUUAACACAGCUACAGCUGUGAUACUGCCAGGCGAUAUCGUGAGAAUUAUGUUCACCUUUAAGUCUGUGAGUCCUGGGAUCGUGACAGAGGUGUGGAAACUACACACACACCCUGUGCUGAUGAGCGGAGCCACAAUUCAUAUCACACUGAAGGGUAUGGCUCUAUACCAGGACAAAACCAGCAAAGAGAGGGCAGCCCUAGAGAUGGAGCUGGAGCAUCGAGUGGCUAUAUCAGUGUGCAGGUCUGUGGUGUUCAAUUUGCUGCAUGGGAUUCGUAUUCCAGAGAGGCCAAAAUCACCAGUUCAACUCCUUAUGACAGAGGAAGAACAAUUUAAUGCUCAGAAUCCAAAUCUACACUAUCAUCAGGAGCCAGUGAAGGCACUGACGGGUCUGUGGGAGCAGGCAAAAUGUUCAGAGGAGUCAGCAGCAAAAGAAGAUGAACACACACCCGGCCCUGUCUGGGAUCUGUCUUUGAGCAGCCUUUAUCAGGUGGUGAUGUGUUUGCCAUCAGAAGACGCAGACACACAUAAAGAGAGUGCAGGACUGUGUAGAGAGGAAGCUCUCAGCCUAUACAACACGCUACUGCUGCAACUCCACCAAUCACAGCCCGCUUCCAUCCCACUCACACUGCACGGAAUAGGGCUUCAGUUAUGGAGGGAGAUGUUGGAUGGUUUAGCCAGUGAAGCUGUGCGGCUCAGACACGUGCUAGGACUUCCUGAAAACCGUAACUGGGCAGAAACACAAGAUGAGUCAGAGAGCAGGGAAGAACCAAAGAAGGAAGAGAUCAUGGAAAGAAAACCAGAGCCACCAACUAAAGGAAAGGAAAAGAAAGGGGCUGCCAAACCUGCAGCCAAGGACAAACCUGCAGCCAAGGACAAACCUGCAGCCAAGGACAAAGCUGCAGAGGAGCAAGGCCAGGGUAGGAACAAUCCUAAAGAGGAGGAGAAGGUGUUGGGUUUGGAGAAGGAGGUGAAGAUAUUUGCACAACAACAAGAGGACAUCAAUCCUGAACUACAGCAAAGAUACCGAUACACACUACACCAACAGGUGUACGUGCUUAUGGAGAAAAUGAUUGAUUCUCUUGGAGAUCUGUUCGAAGAAGUUCAGCAAAUUCAAGAAAAUCUCUACAACAGCAAAUGAAACUUUUCUCUUUACCAACAAACACACACACACACA
Messenger RNA from Tachysurus vachellii, 2689 nucleotides. RefSeq names its product mycbp associated protein (gene mycbpap). Bases 149 to 2653 code for a protein of 834 amino acids. The transcript is spliced from 19 exons. NCBI's taxonomy places the organism in Eukaryota, Metazoa, Chordata, Actinopteri, Siluriformes, Bagridae. The record is from RefSeq and is a predicted model, not a curated record.